CUCUCCAUCUCUCCCCCCCACCCCGCACCAAAAAAACCACUCGCCACUCAAAAACCACAUGGCUCACCAAGAUCCCACAACCACCCCCACCACCACCACCACCACCACCACCACCACCCACAUGGCCGCCGCGCCCCGCCGGCCUCCUCGCCGGAGAACCAUCUUCCUGCGGCGGCGGAAGCUCCCGACCGUCCGGCUCGGCGGGAGGAGGCCGCGGCGGGGGCUUUUCCUGGCGAACCUGUGGCGGAAGAUGAGGCUGCGGUGGCUCAAGCUGCAGUACUCGUGCGCGCUGAAGAAGCUCAAGGCGUACUACAGGUCGGUGGUCGCGGACAUCAUCGAGGCCGGCGCCUCGGUGGAGGCGCUCCAGCAGAGGAUGCUGAUGGAGGCGACGUGCGCCGUCCCGGUCAUGGGGCUCAACAGCUUUCCUUCGGUGGCCAGACACCGAGCCAUUAUCAUGUAAAACUCUCCUCAUUCUGAACCCUCCUUUCUUCUGGAGUUUGUACGAAUCAAUCUUGUGCAUGCUCUCGCGGACAGCUCUCUACCUAAUAAUCUUUUCAUCCAUGUAAGUUCUUUCCGCUUUCCUUUUCUUGUUUUUGUUAUUUCUUCUGAUGAGCAGCAAGAAGGAAAUAAUGUAAUAUAUUUUCUUUUUGAUGAAAACGAAAAAGAAGUGAUCGCUUUGAGUCGAUUGCUUGGUUCAUUUAUGGAAUUUAGGGUCUGCGUACUCUCUCUCUUGCGUUGUCAUUGCAGAAGCGUUCUCGAUCAAUUAUGAUAUUUGUAAGUUUCUUGCUCAUAAA
Messenger RNA from Eucalyptus grandis, 794 nucleotides. RefSeq lists its product as uncharacterized. The transcript has a single exon. Lineage: Eukaryota; Viridiplantae; Streptophyta; Magnoliopsida; Myrtales; Myrtaceae. Bases 59 to 460 code for a protein of 133 amino acids. The record is from RefSeq and is a predicted model, not a curated record.